GCCGCCGUAGACUACGGACGACAGGACCAACGAAGUUAACGCCAUUUUCUAUGUUUGCGGGAGGACUUUAACGCGAGUUUCAUGCAAAUGUUUUAAAAUAACAAAAUUCUUAAAGUUUACAGUGGUGCUCGUGUGUUAUUAGUGUUAUGUUUGGAUACAAGUUCCGGCAAUUAUUGGAUAUGGUCACAAGAGAACGGUGAGUGGCUGAAAAGCAGGAGAGUGUUUUUUUUUUUUUUUUUUUUUUGAAAAAAUUGUGGCGAAAAAAAAAUGCCACUUCCAAAACGGUUGGUGGAACCCGUGCACGUUGCACGGGGCACCAUACCCGAGGAUUUUCCUCUGCCAUCGGAAUUAGAAGCGGCGACAAAUGGAACACUCGCCAAUACCAUAAGGCAAUUGUCAAGUUUAUCGAGGCACGCCGAGGACUUAUUUGGGGAACUAGCAAAGGAGGCACACAAUUUAAGUGACAGAGCCAAUUCCUUACAGGCAAGGAUAGACAGGCUCGCUGUCAAAGUCACUCAACUUGACAGUAAUGUCGAAGAAGUUUCGUUGCAAGAUAUUCAUAUGAGGAAGGCCUUUAAGAGUUCGGUGAUAUUUGAUCAGCAAGUCGUCUCAAGGGAUACAAUGCCCACUGCGAUGAGAGAAACUUAUCACCAAUGUGAUCCUCCGCCACCACUUGAUAAACUCAAUGUUUACAGGGACGAUGGAAAGGACGGAUUGAAGUUUUACACCGAUCCCAAUUAUUUCUUCGACCUCUGGAGUCAAGAAAUGCUCAAGGACACGGAAAAAAAAUUACAUGACAAAGGCAAAAAGACCGAGUCUGAAUAUGCCGAACCGUUCAGAGAGCCACACAAGACUCGGACAGAUGGAAGUGGCGGUGGCGGUGGAAGAUACAAAAAACGUGUUCGACAACCUCACAAUACAAGAGAAAGACAACGACGAUUGGCUGAGGGACAUGGUGAAUAUAUUAUGCCUGCUCAAGGUGUUCAAUAUCGAGCACCGCACAAUAUUCCAGAUGAAGCUCUACUUGGAAUGGUGAUGACGGAUCAAAGACCACCAAGGCCCAAUAGCAUUGAAUUAAGGCGAAGUUAUCCACCUGAGGAACAUCAACUUUACAGUCCACCUACCUCCGAACACUACAGAACGGGAAAUUAUGCAGUCCAAGGAUACGAUGACAGUUUGUAUGGUUCACAUUAUGGUCCUGGACAAGGACAACCAGGUAGUGAAACGUAUCAAAGCCCAAGUGGUCCAGGUACGCCGAGCAGAGGAGGUCGCAAUAGACCCUCGCAACCUCCUCCAGCUCCCCCUAGCAAUGCAUCCAGUAAUUCUACUCCUACCAUAGCUUCUGCAAACAACACCCCAACGAGAGGACGAUCGACGAGUACCGGAAGGGAUACACUACCACCUCCACCACCGCCUCCUGGUGAAACGAUGUCCCCACCUUCAAUGAAUGGUUCGAUACCAUCGCAUUUAUUAAAUAGAAAUGGAAGUCGAUCAAAUAGUCCAUUGCCGACACAUCAAACGAUAUCGACACCACCGAAUCAUUUACAACAAAUGGGUAUUGAUGAACCUGAUCCAGCACCUCAGGAUUUGCCGCCACCACCUCCGACUCCUGAUCCAACGCCUGUUAGGGCAAAUUCACCUCCGUGUAAUAUUCCCCCACCACCGCCACCACCACCGCCAUUACCAAUUUCAAAUGGUCCAUCGCCACCAAUGCCAUUGACGAAUGGCGAUAUUGCCAAAAUGAUUGCCAAUAAUCCACCGAAAUUACGACCAUUGAAAAAUAUUAUUGACGGCGAAAUAAGAAAACCGAAUCCAAACAUUCCUUUGGUUGAUCCACGAAAUGAUCUUCUUAAGGCAAUUCGAGACGGAAUAAAAUUACGCAAAGUGGAAAAAAUUGAGCAAAAAGAAGUUGAACGUGUAAAUGCAUUAAACGAUGUAGCAUCGAUAUUGGCACGUCGAGUGGCUGUUGAGUUUAGUGAUAGCGACACAGCAUCAGAGAGCGAGUGUGAUAGCGAAGGUUGGGGCGAGCAAGACACAAGUGUGGCGUGACCAACAUCGCUACCAGCAACAAUGACUACAAUCAUCUAGAAGAAUGAUUAGUUUGUUAGUCGGAGUUUUCUUUGUUUCUUCACAUCUUCCCUCUCUCCCCCGUAAGUUUAUUUAUUUUUAUUUUUUUUUUAUUUACCUUUUUUUCAAUUUGUCAUUAUUAAAUUGAUCAAAUUAUUUUUUUUUCUCUCUCUCUCGUGUGAAUCGUUGACUAACGUGUGUGUACCAAAGUUUAGCAAAAAAAAAAAAUUAAUUAUCAAAUUUUUUUUUAAUAUCUGUAUCUAGUUAUACAUAUCACACACGUAAGAAAAACUACUCGCUCGAGACGAGAAUAAUAAAUAUAAAAUAUAAGUUUUCAAUAUUUUCGAAUAAAAUAGCGAGAAAUUCGUUUUUAUGUCUGAUUUUUAAUUUUUUUUCUGUCUACAAGACAAAAUAGUAGCAGAGAAAAGAGAGGAAUUUUUUUUCGAAUUUUAGAGAAUAAAUGAAAAUAGACUUUUGAACAAAUUUUUUUUUUUAAAUAUAAAAAUUUAUAUUUUGGAAAAUUUGUUCAAGAAUUUUUUUUAUUUUCGAAAAUAUAUAUAAAAAAAAAAACAAUUCCUUUCAUUGAAAAAAUUUCCUGAAUAGUUUUUUUUUCAUAUUUUGAUUAGGGUUCGGUUUUUAAUAAUUCAUUUCUUUUUGUAAAUUUAUGUACAUUAUUUUAAUUAAAAAAAAAAAAAGAUUAUGAAUCACAGAAAAGUCAAAAUAAUUUUAUCUCUUACAUCGCGGGAGACUUUAGUCGCUUUAAUAAGAAAUUUUAUAUUUCAAGUAGAAGUGUCUAUCAUAGAAAAAGCUCAUAAAUUAUUAUUAUAUUAUUAUUUUUUAUAUAUUAUUAUUAUUAUUAUUAUUAUUAUUAUUAAUAUUUUAAUAUUAUAAUUAUUAUUGAAUGCAGUCAAAUUUAGAUCAGAUAUAAAUGUUGUAAAAUAAUUUUUAAAUUAAAGUUAAUUAAAUUUUGAAAAAAAAAAAUAAAAAUUGACACGCACACAAGAGCAGCAUUUCGCUUUUUUUGAAAAAUAUCGUUCAGUGUUUAUCGUUAAGAAUUUUAAACGAGAAAAAAAAGGGACAUAAAAAUUAUACCUUUUUUGGUAUACAUUCCGCAUUAAUAGAGUCGCUGAAUUAUCGCCGUUUAUCCAUUUUGAUAAUUAGAAUCAUAUCUAUAAUCGUGAAUAAAUAAAUGGAAAAAAAAAUGCUUUACACAUUAAUCGUGCGUGUAAAUCUUGUGUAUAAGCUAUUCUCGAUUUUUGACAAUUAUAUAAAAAAGUAACUAAAAAAAAAAUUAGUAAUACACCUUUUUACAUACUUUGUGCGUGUGUGUGUGUAUGUAUAUGAAAAAAAAACGAAGUAAUUGGUACGUAUCGGAAAGUAUAUUAUGUAUGUACCUAAUUAGGAAAAAAAAAACAGAAAAGUUUAUAUUUCUGUUUAAAAAGUAAAAAUUUGUUUUGCUUUUUUUAUUUGAGAAAAGAAAAAAGUCGAAAACCAAAAUACUCCACUUAUAAAUAUAAGUUAUAAACGAUGAUGUAAUUAUACGGUUUUCGUAAGAGUAUUUUUUAACGAAAACCGAAAUUAUAGUUAAAAAAAAAAAAAAAAAAAUUACUGUUAUCGAGACCGAUUUUCUGAAAAACAGAAAAAAAAUAUAAUUGUGAUUUAUUUUACAUCGAUGUUGAUGGAGUACGGUGACAAUGAAUAUAAUAAUAUAAAAAUAAUAAAUUUAAAUAAAUGAAAAACAAAAAAAAUAUAUAUAUAUAUUAUAUAUAUAUAUAUUAUAUAAUUAUAAUGUAUACUGAUCGUUAAGAUUUGCGCAUAAUCUUAUGUGUUCGAUUAAAAAAUAUAUAUAUAUUAUAUAUCUCAAUUAGGUAUCAGAAAAAAAAAAAAUUAAUCAUUCUCAGCACUUGAAAAAUGAUUUUACAAAAAAUUUCUAGGUAUUUAAAAAUUAAAAUUUCUCGAAUUUGUGAAAAAAUUUUUCACGAGCAAGAAAAAAUAAAAUUGAAUCUCAAUUUUAGAAGUUUUGCUUUUAUUUGCAAUGCUUCUUGUGUAUUUGUCUUUUUCGAGUGUUAAAAAAUAAAAAUAACUUUUUUAUACAAAGAAAAUGUGUAAAUGUAAAAAAUUAUUUUUGUGAAGUUUUGAAAAAAAACAAAGAUUUGACAAUUUCACGAAAAAAAUUUUGAUUAAUUUUGAUUUGUAAUCAAGAAAUAAAUAAUUCGAAGGUUGCAUUUUUCAUUGAGUCGAUUUACCUGCAGACAAUCUCGGCCUAGAGGAAAUUAAAAAAAAAAAAUUAUUACUCUUAUUAAAUUAAUUAAAAAAAGAAAUUAACUUAAUUUAACAAAAUAUUAAAAUAAAGGUGUAAAAAUAAAUAAAUAAAACAAUCGGUUAUAAGAAAAAAGUUGUAAGAAAUAUUGAACAAUUAAAGAAAUAAAAAUUUUAAUUAAAAUAUAAUUUAUUUGUUCUGUUGAUAAGUUUGGAUAUUUAAAAUAAGUAUUUUUCAAGAAAUGCCAAAGAUUUCGACAGAUACAAUUAUUAUUUUCAAAAAAAUACAAAAAUUGAAAAAUACGUUAGUUAUUUACAAUGAAUUUAUUAAUUUAAAGUUAAAUUAAAAUGAAUUUUAUAUUAAAAAGAAAUUAAUUUGAAAUUAAAUUAAAAUUAAUUUUACAUUAAAUGAAAUUUAAUUUGAAAUAUUAAUAUUGGAUUUACUUUCUAAAAAGUUUCGAAAUUAAAUUUUUUUGAUAGAAAAUAUUAGGAAUUUAAGUUUAAUUUUAAAUAUUCUCUAAACCGAGUUUGUUUGCAAAAAAAAUUGGCCCAAUUUUGCAUUUACUCAUUCUUGCUGGACGAAACUAUAAAUCGAGAAAUAUAAAAAAAAAUAAUAUAGUUUGUGUAACGAGACGUGUACAUUUUUUUUUUUUUUAUUAAUUUUCAGUUUUAGGCGAUCGCUAUUAUUGAUAAUAAUAAAAUAUUGUAAAACAAUAAUCGACGACACACACAUUUUUCUGUACUAUGUUUAUAUAUAAAUAAUUGAAUAUAUACAGAGAUUAUAAUUAAACACGGGACUUGUCGGUAGUGAUAAGUAUUUUGUUUAAUUACUUUGUAUAUAAAAAAAAUAUAUAUAUAUAUAUAUAGAAUAAGUAAGCUACAUUUAUAAUAAUAAUAAGGACUUUAGGAAUAAUUCUCAGCUAUUUCGCCAACUACUACGCAGUAUUUAUCGGGGACUCUGUAAUAUACAGAUUAGAUGAAAAAAAAAACAAACUAUGUGCUACCGAUUCAAUCUCUUUUUUGAGACAUACAAUAUAUAUAUAUAUAUAUAUAUACAUGUACAUUUUUUCAAAUUUAAAAUGGUCUAACUUCCAUUCUUGCAUUUAAAUUAUAUAUUCACAUUCUUUAAAAAUAUCUAAAAUACUAAAAAAAAAGAAUUCACAUAAAAUUUUUUGAAAAUAGACAUUUUUGAAUCUCUUGCUUUCUUUUGUUGAAAAAAAAAAAAUUGUGGAGAAUUUUUUAUUCCACAGUUCAUAUUAUUACCAAAAAAUAUUUUAAAAUGAACAUGAUUUUUUUAAAACUAUUUUCUAAAAUUUUUCCUAAUAUAAAUAAUUUUUUUUCCUUAUUAUAAUUGAUUGUUUUUUUUUCAAAAUUAAUUUUCUUAGUUAUUAAAAAUUUUAUUAGUCAUUGUUACAACCUUUUUUUUUUUUUUUUUUUUGACUGUAAAUAUUUUCCCAAUUUAUAUUUUGUGAGAUUUUUUUUUCCAUUCAUAAUAUUCGAAUUAAUUGGUUCAAAUGUUUAUCGAAUUAAUUUAUUAUCACUAUUAUUAUGUUAAAUUGUUGAAUUGUCUACGAAUUAGUUUAAACUAAUAAUUACACAAUAUUUCAAGUAAAAUAAUAGUUUAAAAAAAAAAAAAAAAUGAAAUGAAAAAAUUGUUAUACAUAAAAUGUUAAUUUUUAUUUUAUUACUUGUAUAAAUUAUUGUCAAGCCAAGCAAAUAAUUUAUUAUAAUAAUUUUUAGUAAAUUAUUAUUUAUUAGAAAUCCGGUAAUUAUUAGUAAAAAAAAAAAAUUGAAUUUUUAAUAUCGGAGUUAUCGUAAAUUCCAAAGUUAUUCUAUUUAGGUAAUAAAUGAAUAAUAAUGAUAAAAAUAAUAAAAAUAACAAAAAAAAAAGAAAAAAAAAUAAUAAUAAUAGUAAUAAUAAUGAAAUAAUAAUAAUAGUAAUAAUAAUAACAAUAAUAAUAAAAUAAUAGUAAAAUAUAAAUAAAAUAAUAAUAAAAUAAAAAAAAGUUAUUUGUAUCGAUUUGAAUUUUGGAAAAAAUAAAAUUUUUAUUAAUAUUGAAAACCCUGUGGCAAUUCAACAGUUUUUAUGUAAAUUAAAAGAGAGAAUCAAUUAAUUAUGAAUUAUAAUUAUUUCAAGAUUUUGCAAUUAUUAAAAAAUAAUUUUUUUAGAAUUUAUUUUAUUUUAUUUUUUUUUUUACAAAAUCGAAUUUAUAUACUUGAAAGUGAAGACCUUUUAUAAUAAAUAAAUAAAUAUAUAUAUAAACACAGUCAUUUUCCGCCAGUUGCCUAUAGCUUUUACUGUAUAUUAAAAAAAAAAGAAUUUUUUCUCCAAUUUUGAUUUUUUGCUACUUAAAUUAAAAAUUAUAUAUUACACUACCCUUUACGCCUAUAUUUGAAAGUGUUUUUUCACAUUUUGCGGUGGCUAAAAAUUUUUGCAAAAUAAUUAUUAUCGAUAAUAAAUGUAAAUCAAUAAAUAGAAAAUAAAAAAAUACGGCAUUUUUGAAUUAAAAAAAAAGAAGAAGAAGAAGAAGAAGAAAAUGAAGAAAAUGAACGCAUGUCCAUGUAUAUGCAACUGGAUGAGAUUUAUAUGUAAUUUUACGAUACAUGUCUCCGGUACACGUAUUUAUAAUAGACAAACUGACUCAAUAUACAUUGAUCGUUACUAUAAAAAAACACUGUAAUUGUAUUAUUAUUAUAAUAUUAUUAUUAUUACAUUUGUAGUAAAAAAAAAUUGUACAGGCCAAAUAAAUCAAAAAAGUUUCGUAAAUCGA
This is a messenger RNA of Leptopilina boulardi, 7097 nucleotides long. It is a transcript of the gene SCAR, whose product is annotated as actin-binding protein WASF3. Gene Ontology annotation, biological process: actin cytoskeleton organization; positive regulation of Arp2/3 complex-mediated actin nucleation. The coding region runs from base 268 to 2049 and encodes 593 amino acids. NCBI's taxonomy places the organism in Eukaryota, Metazoa, Arthropoda, Insecta, Hymenoptera, Figitidae. The transcript has 9 exons. Gene Ontology annotation, cellular component: cytoskeleton; SCAR complex. The record is from RefSeq and is a predicted model, not a curated record. Gene Ontology annotation, molecular function: protein kinase A regulatory subunit binding; actin binding; Arp2/3 complex binding.